Metarhizium brunneum ARSEF 3297 is the source of this 813-nucleotide messenger RNA. Lineage: Eukaryota; Fungi; Ascomycota; Sordariomycetes; Hypocreales; Clavicipitaceae. The record is from RefSeq and is a predicted model, not a curated record.
AUGCAUGCGACAAUAGCACGACUGGUGAGGUCAUCAGUGACUGUUCUUGGAGCAGGUUCACAAGGUAGACGCCUGGCUUACAUGUGGUCAAGCAGAGGCAACGAUGUCCACUUGAUUGAUGGGAAACCAAGUCAACUCCAGGCGAGCGUUGAGAAUGUCAAUCAACUACGAUCUCAACUUGAUCCAAAUGGCAACUUUGGCAAAGUGCGUGCACAUUCGCCAGAUUUCAUGAGAGCUGCCCUGAGUGAAUCAUGGCUGGUGGUCGAGUGCAUUCCCGAACGCUUGCGCCUGAAGCAGGAGGUCAUGACCCAACUUGAUGACUUGGCGCCAGAAAACACAAUCAUUGCAUCUAAUUCUAGCAGCUACCCUUGUUCUGAAAUUGUCUCUGGGCUAUCUCUGAAGAAUGCGAAACGAGUUUUGAGCGCCCAUACCUACUGGCCACCGGAAACCACAGGUAACUGGACAUUAUUUCUCAAAAUAUGGGCUGCCAUCAAACGAGAAGCACUCCUAACAGCAGCGGAGGGCGCGGGUACACCAGAGGAAAUUGACGCCAUUUUUAGAGGCGUAUUGAAGACCGAAAAGGGUCCAUUUGAGCUUAUGGAUAUUGUCGGCCUCGACGUAGUGUUCGAUAUUGAGCAGCACUAUGCUGCUGCGAGAAGAGAUAUCCCGGAACAGCCAAGAAGCUAUUUGGCCAGUUACCUUGAGAAGGGACAUCUCGGUGCGAAGAGUGGACGGGGAUUCUACAGAUAUGACAGCUCUCCAUCGAUGCAGCCAGCAGGCCAUCGGGAGAUUGCAUCUACUACAGCCGCGUGA